AUGCCAUCCAAUGAUUACAGUUCUUCGGAUCAGAUCAACACUUUAUAUGUGCGAAACCUCAAUGAGAAGAUUUCGAGAGAAAUGUUGAAAAACGCACUGAUCUCGACGUUUAAGAAGUAUGGACUCAAGGUACUCGAUAUAACUACAUUUAAGAAUGUGCGACUUCGAGGUCAGUCUUUUAUUACCUUAGCAUCACAUAAGGAUUGCUUAAAGGCGAUAGAUAUCAUGAAUACAAUUAUUAUUCUUGAUAAGCCGAUCGAUAUGCAUAUAGCGAAAGUGAAUAGUGAUAGAGGUAUUGAGGAAUUGAUGAAGCAAGCAGAUCAUGAAAAUUACAAAGUGAAGUUUGAAGAAUAUCUAAGGAAGCAGCGCUCACAUAGAUUACAGUUACGUAAAAGCGAUGGAAAUAGCAGGAAGAGAGUGUUGUCUGAGGUGGAGGAUGAUGUUGAUCAGCAGCAAAAUAAAAAGGCCAGAAAGACUAAAACCUCAAAGCAACCUCCUCAAAACAAGAUUCUCCUUCUUACAAAGUUACCUAGUGAUGUGAUAGAAGAUCGCUUGUUCUCCGUCUUUGAUGAAUAUAAAGGGUUCCUCAAUUUAACCCUUGUCGGAAUAAGGCAUCUUGCACUAGUUGAAUUCAAAUCGGAAGAUGAGUCUGCUCGGUGCCUACAAGAUCUCGACGGAAAGGUAACAAUAAACGGAAAUGUAUGUGAACUACAGUUUGCAAAGAAGUGA
Brettanomyces nanus is the source of this 729-nucleotide messenger RNA. RefSeq lists its product as uncharacterized. The record is from RefSeq and is a predicted model, not a curated record. NCBI's taxonomy places the organism in Eukaryota, Fungi, Ascomycota, Pichiomycetes, Pichiales, Pichiaceae. Bases 1 to 729 code for a protein of 242 amino acids. The transcript has a single exon. Gene Ontology annotation, molecular function: U1 snRNA binding. Gene Ontology annotation, biological process: mRNA splicing, via spliceosome. Gene Ontology annotation, cellular component: U1 snRNP.